UACCAUUUAGCUAAGCUAAGAAUGACGGGUAUAAUCAAGUCAAUAAACKUUGGGUAGUUAGAUAGUCUAUUGUUAAUAUACUGGCAAGUUUGAUGUAUAAGUAGCCAAUUAACGUUAGGUAGCUAGCUAACAUACUGGUACAUACUGCUGUAAUGAUGUGGUUCGUAAGGAAUGCGCAGCUAACAAAUGGUCAGCCAACAUAACGUGUAAGGUAGGCUACAGUCAAUGUGUGGUGCUGAUGAACAGCGUCAAACAAUGUCCCCCUCCCUCAAACACAAGAAUAACUUCUCCCGAGUUUUCACCCCCUCGCCUUGGACCAGUCCGAAACAGAACAUCAUGGCGAUUGAUGGUGGUGGUGGGAGGAGCUGUGGGGUGCAUGAGCUCAUCUGUGCCAGACGAGUGUCUCCUGAGCUGCUAGGGGUCCUGUCCUCCAUUGCAGCCUUCAUGGGCCUGAUGGCUCUCUUUUUUCUUUACCUCAGCAACAAGCUGUCAGUGGAGAGCACAAGCGACCUGUCAUGUCUAGACGACUAUAGGCCCGACCAGCAAGACAGUGGAGAAGGACAGCAGCCCCAGCCAUCAGCGAAUCCAACCAACAUGGCGUUCUUCAAGAGCUUCGGUCAGAACCUACCAUCGGUCAGCAUCUCCUCCAUCUUGGAUUCAGUCAGCAGCAGAGUGGACGACCUAGCCAGCGCUGUCACUGAUGCCACCUACAGCGUCAGUGACCAGCUGACCGAGCUCAGCGACCAGGUCAUCAAGAAGGUGCAGACAGAGGAGGAGGAGGCUGCAGAUGCGGCAGAGGGGGGCCCGGACAGCAAGGAAGGGAAGGCCCAGGAAGGGAUGGCCGAGUCAGUGAGGASCAAAAUCAAGCGGCAGGCUUCUGAGGCCUGCUCAAGCCUAACAGACUACAGCUCCAAGCUUAACCAAUCCAGUGACUAUGGUUUGAAGAACAACCAAUCGAGUGAAGUGACCGCAGAUGACUAUGUUCCAGCCCACUUGGAAUGGGUGUGGAAAGACGGAGGCUGGCGAGCCGUAAAACCAGGGGAGAGUUCUGCGGGGGACAAGGAACCAGAAGAAAAAAGGAAGGAGGAGGAGAAGAAUAAGGAGGAGAAGGAGAAGAGGAAGGCAGAUAAAGAGAAGAAGAAGGAGGAGGAAAGGCUGAAACAGGAGGAGGAGAGGCUGAAACAGGUGGAGGAAAAUAAAAAUAGUCAUGGGGAGACAAUCAAGGAAGAGCCUAAAGAUAUAGAAACCAGCUUGUCACCUAAAGAGAACCACACUACUUGUCAGGACAAAGAGGGCCAGAAAGAGGACAAAUCCAAUGGGCUCCACCAGAGUGACGACCAUAGCGAUCCACCACAGUCUCCUUGCCCUGAGGAAGACUCGAGAGCAUCCAAAAAGAAAAAGAAGGGGGAAGCUGAAGAGGAGGAGAACGAGGUGAGCCCUGAGGGAGAUGGAGAGCAGAACGAGACUGAAGGAGCUAUAUCUCCCGCUUCUGAGGGAAAGAAGAAAGAGCGUGACAAGAAGAAUAAGAAGAGGAAAGGGAAGAAAGAGAGCAAGAAGAAGAAGAGAGGGGAUAAAGACCAGAGCUGCCCAGAACGUGGCUCUGAGGAGGAUAGUGAGGAGGACAUACCAGGGAGACACUCUGAACCCUCAGCCCAGCACAGAGCCUCAGUCUGGGAUAACAGACAGAAACACACCAGCGAUCACAGCAGUGAAGCCUCCAUUGGACAAACCAACAAUAUCCAGAGGAUGAGACGGGGCUCUCCCCUCAACGAGAACCAGCCUCCCCCGUAUCAGGACGAGGAUAGACCGGUCCGGGUGUCUCUCUCACGGUCGGAGGUAGGGGGCCUGGGGGAGUCGAACCCUGACGGCAAUGGUACAAGGCGCUCCAGCAAGGCCAGCGUUGACCAGGACACUGCGAGUUACCUCAACAAGGGCUAUGAUGAGGAUGUACCUAGUGACAGCACUGCCGUCCUGGGACCAGAGGAUGGUUCACCCUCCCAGCUCCCCGGUGGCUAUGAGCCCGAGCCACUGGCUAAGUACGGCACGCUGGACGUGGCCUUCGAGUAUGACUCGGGCAAGCAACACCUCGCCGUCACUGUUACUGCGGCAACCGACAUCCCCGUGCUCAAACAGACAGGCAACAUCGCGUGGCAGGUACACCUGGUAUUACUGCCCACUAAGAAGCAGCGGGCCAAGACGGGGGUGCAGAGGGGGCCGUGCCCAGUGUUCACAGAGACCUUCGGCUUCUCCCGGGUGGAGCAGGAGGCACUGGCGGACCACGCCGUCCGGUUCCGYCUCUACAGCAUCAGGAGGAUGAAGAAGGAGAAGGUGUUGGGCGAGAAGGUUUUCUAUUUGACUAAACUCAACCUGCAGGGCAAGAUGGCGCUGCCCGUUACACUGGAGCCUGGCACUGCACUAAUGGGCUGUGGGUCGUUGGUGAGUGUGUCCCGUAGUGCAGGGGCUCUGUCCUACCGUUCCAACGGGGACUCCACACCAGAAAUUCUACUGGGCCUCAUCUACAACGCCACCACUGGUAGGCUCUCUGCAGAGGUCAUCCAGGGCAGCCACUUCAAAAACACAGCCUCAGACAAACCUCCCAGUGGUCUGUUUUGUUGUAUGAAACAGUUCAUAGGGGGACAACUUUACAUCAUGAGAGACACCUAUGUGAAGCUGACCAUGCUCGACUCCAAGGGCUUGGAGAUGUCCAAGUGCAAGACGUCAGUUUGCCGCGGCCAGCCCAACCCCACUUACAAGGARACCUUUGUCUUCCAGGUGGCCCUCUUCCAGCUGUCCGAGGUCUCGCUGGUGGUGUCCGUGUACAGCCGGAGGAGCAGCAUGAAGGCCAGGGAGAGGGUGGGCUGGGUGUCCCUGGGGCUCAACAGCACCGGAGAGGAGCAGCAGGCCCACUGGAGCCAGAUGAAGGAGGCCGGGGGACAGCAGGUGUGCCACUGGCACGCGCUCUUGGAAUCUUGAACAGGUCUUAAUGAGAAUCACAAGAUAUCAUCUCAAUGACAUAGGAGGAGAAUUAUUAUGGGGUAUCUUGAUCUCGGUGUUGAAAGGGGAUUGGUUCCUUGACCUUCCGUCAGAUGGAGACGAGGAACCAUCUACCAUUGCUAUGCAUAUGAACCUGGAAUGGGAUGUGUGUGAGGGUGCAGCGCUAUGAGAGGCAGGUGGAUUCCACAUGGAGUCUCUGUUCAUUAAGUGCUGCUUUAAAUACCCUUUCAUAUGUAAAACAGCCACUUGACCUGAGAAAGACAGACUGGUUCUAAGCAAUGACUUCCUGCUCCUGUCAUGAUCAAUGGGGACUGAUCUUUUAAUACAACAGCUGAUAGACCUCAGUUAUGAACUGAUCCUGAAAUAGACGAAACUGCUACUGAAAUGAACACAGCUGGUCCGGAAAUGGACCAUUYAGUCUCAGAUUGAGGCCAAUUUUGUGUAAUUCAUUUCCCAUAUUCUGGUCCAUAAUAAUAUUUUUGCAUGUAAUUGUUUACAGAAGAUGAUCAAAAUACGACCAUWCAUAUCUCGUACAAUGGACCAUUUUCAUCCUGAACCGAGGACCAAAGAGUGUGUGGAAGAACAACGACCAAAACAAGCCAGCCCCCUCACAUUCUUCUGGAGUUGUACUGGCCAUAGAAAUAGAAUUACAAGAAAGGGAAAAGCCCCUCAGACCACUGCAAUUUAAAUGAUACAAUCAUGGAUUCACUCAAUAUGGCCGACAUGGUAAUUCUAUUUCUAAUGGUACUGACUUCAAAUAACACCAGCAUCAGUCAUUUCUCAACUGAUGCUCKCAGCCAUUGGUAACAGGUAUGAUGCAAUGGAAGACUGUUACCAUGACUGUUAAAGCCAGCUGGGCCUGUAACCUGCUGCAACAACUAUGCUACCGAGCUAUGCUUAUUUUUACACUUUGUUACAUUCACAUGACAUUAUGCAACAUCCAUUUGACUGAUUUGUAAUUUUUUGUUUAAUAUUUGGGSUUUCUUUUUACAGCUGUUUCAUCUCCCGUUAUAAUACCGUGUAUUUUCGUGUGUGCAUGUGUUCAAGAACACAAAAAUACAUCUUCAGAGUGGCCUUGCAUCAUCUGAAUCACAUUUAGCAUCAUUUGAGAAAAGAAAAACUGUAUUUGUUUUGUGGCUCACUGAAUCAAACAACUCUGGAGCCCAUACCAUCCUUAUAAAAGACCUUUCACGCAUUACAUAUUCGAAGCCUUGACCUUUUCGUGUUACAGCCUGAAUUUCAAAUGGAUUAAAUAGAUUUUUUUUGUCACUGGCCUACACACAA
This is a messenger RNA of Salvelinus sp. IW2-2015, 4278 nucleotides long. RefSeq names its product synaptotagmin-14-like. Gene Ontology annotation, molecular function: phospholipid binding. Lineage: Eukaryota; Metazoa; Chordata; Actinopteri; Salmoniformes; Salmonidae. The record is from RefSeq and is a predicted model, not a curated record.